This is a messenger RNA of Pogona vitticeps (central bearded dragon), 2254 nucleotides long. RefSeq names its product tumor suppressing subtransferable candidate 4 (gene TSSC4). The record is from RefSeq and is a predicted model, not a curated record. NCBI's taxonomy places the organism in Eukaryota, Metazoa, Chordata, Lepidosauria, Squamata, Agamidae.
CGAGGGGCAGCAAAAACUUCCCGUCCCAGCAGGCGCCGCGAGAACUGCGCAGGGGCUGCUAGGCCGCGGCAGAAAUCGAGGGUAGUCGUCGCGGGGGUAAAAGGGACGCCGUGAGCUCGUGGCUGCCCAGGCGGAGUUGGGAAAACAGGGACCAAGACUAGUAUGGAAGAUUCUGAUGGGAACCUUUCCAGUCAGAGAGAAGUCAUCCUAUCUGAAUUAUAUAAUACCCAGAUCACUCCAAAUAACUCGGUACAAGAUCUAAGAACCUUGGUGGCUUUAAAUUACCCAGAGGAUGGGAUACUUGUUCAGACUCCGGAUGGCUGUAAACAACCUGGACGAGAAAACCUAAUAGCCUACAACGAAAUCUAAGGCAGCUGAGUAUAACUGAUCCAGAGAUGGGAGACAAAUCCACAGGCGAACCCUUUCUGGGUAUUGAGGUUGCUGGGGCUACAGAUUAUGAGGGUGUCCUUCCCUCAGAUACAGUUUCCUUGAGUGAUUCAGAUUCCGAGGACUUAACAUUUGCAGAUGACAUUGAAGCUGGUACUGUAUCUCCUGAGGAGCCCCUUUCCCUGGAUAACAGGGGGAAGAGGUCAGAUGAAAAUGGUGACUUUCUCCACAGUGACCGAAAAUCACCCGUCCAGCCUUUUCAUCUUAAAGGCAUGAGUUCGAGUUUUUCACAACGCAGCCAAAGCAUUUUUGACUGUCUGGAAGGGGCAGCCAAGCGAACGGUGCCCUCCAUGGCUGAAGACAAUGUCAUUGAUGGAAGGUUUAAGCGCCCUCUGCCUCCACCCAACAUUUCUAACAAGAUGUCUAUAGAAAGCCUGGGAAGGCAAAAUAAACCACCCCCAUCUCUUAAAGGACCCCCGUCUGUUCCUGACUACGUGACACACCCAGAACGCUGGACCAAGUAUAGCUUGGAUGAUGUUUCAGAGUCUAGUGAGAAAACCAACAGAUCAAUUGCCAUGGAGUUCCUGGAGGGCUUGAAGAAAAGCAAAGAAGAACAAACUUCAUCCUGCCCUGAAAGGUAUACUCCAUCUUUCAAUCAAGAUGCCUCCAGCUCUGGUGCAAGCAGGAUCGUCUUUACCAAACCCACAAAAACAUCUUUAUAUAGAUCAGAAAGGAAAAGGCCACAUGCACAGGAGGAUGAAGAAAACAAGCUAAUUGAUACAGACCAGGAGCUAAAAGGGAAAUCUCCAAAGAAGCCAAGCACUCAGGAUGAGGGGGGAAAUCCCUCCAACAGUGAUGCAAAGGAACUGGAGGAUUGGAAGCAGCUGAACUUGGAGGAGCCAAAUAUUCAAAACAGAGUUGACACUGAUUCUUCUGAGGCAAGUGAAGAAAAGGGAAUGGGAGCCGAGGGAUUCCAUGGUAGCAAGAAAAGGAACAGGAAACAUUUUCGACCCAAAACUAGCCAUGAUGAAGAUGAAGAAGAGUCAUAAAAUCUGCAUAAAUUAUUCUGAUGUCUUCCUAGAGGUGUUUCCUUGAUUGUUUGCAUGAGUUUUAGCAAAUAGCUUAUUUUGUUUAGCAUACUUGGAGCUGUGAUUAAAAUACUUAUGUGUUCCACUUACUUUUUCCGAAAAAUCUCUAGACUUUGACGAUUCUGCAUGGGAGAAAAGGUAGGAUUUUUUUUAAGAUGUGGAACAAAUAAUUUAAUUUUACUGAGUUCAGAUUUGGGAGAGAGAUUGUUUUGCUCAGUCUUUCAUGCAAAAAUCUUUUGAAUGGUAUCCCAUAGUAAGCAUACUAAAUAUUCAGUAUGGAAUGCCAUUUUAAAUAAUCUGCAUCACUCAUGAUGGACAAACGUCUGUGUGUGGUGCAAGAUCAGUCUUGGUAUCUAUGUAGUUAGGCACCAAAAGCUGAACAUAUACAUUUCCACUAUAGUGAAACUAAAAGUAUCGCCUUUAAGAAGCCAUGUGGUUUGGUGAUACAAGGCAGAAGAUAGACACACAUUGUACAAGGUGUUGUCUUGUUUUUUAAAAAAAUGAUAUGCAUUGUUUGAAAACCAAACUUAGAUGUGUUGGGAGAUGACUUUAAAAGAUGUGUCUAUAUGGCAAGUCUGGGACUAGAAUUCUCAACAGCAAAUAACAGUAUCUUUGCUUGCAACUGUAAUGUAUCCACCUGCAUAUCCAAGUGUUGUUUCUGUAAGUAGUGUACAGUGAUUUUACAUCAGUGUACUGUGUUUGUAAAGUAAUGGGCUUUUGAAGAAAUCUACCAUAAGAUUCUUUUUGUAGUUUUGAUGUGAAUAAAAUUUUGAAUUGUU